CUCUACCCGAUAAGAGGAGGUACCUUUUUUUCCCCUUUAAGACUCCGUUUGUACAAUUUAUCAUACAUUGCCAUAUCAAUAGAGUGCUGACCUUUUUCUGAUUUUUUUGUUCUUUUUUGACAAGGAUUUCAUACCCGGGCCGGAUUAAGUAUUUAGUCAUGAAGUACAUAGUAGUGACCGGAGGAGUGAUCAGCGGCGUUGGAAAAGGCACCAUCGCCUCUAGCAUCGGCCUUUUGCUCAAGACGACUGGGUUGAAAGUUACGAUGAUCAAGAUUGAUCCCUACAUGAACGUUGACGCGGGUACUAUGGCUCCCGCCGAGCACGGCGAGUGUUUCGUGCUUGCUGACGGCGGCGAAGUCGACCUAGAUUUGGGCAACUAUGAACGCUACUUGAAUGUUACCCUCACCAGCGAACAUAGUAUCACCACGGGCAAAAUCUACGACCACGUGAUCAAGCGCGAGCGAAAGGGUGACUACUUGGGCAAAACAGUCCAGGUCAUUCCCCAUCUUACGGAUGCGAUACAGGAAUGGAUACAGCGUGUAGCCUCCGUCCCUGUCGAUGAGACGUUCGAAGCGCCCGACGUUUGCGUUAUUGAGCUAGGGGGCACCGUUGGCGACAUCGAGAAUGGGCCAUUCGUUGAAGCCCUGGGCCAGUUGAAACGAAGAGCUGGGAAGUGUGACUACUUGCACAUUCAUGUCUCGCUCAUUCCCAUAGUCCAAGGCGAACAGAAGACGAAGCCGACUCAGCAAGCAAUUCGCACUGUGCGCAGCGCUGGCCUAAAUCCCGACUUAAUUGCGUGCCGAUGCACAGACAAGUUGGACACUUUGACCAUAGGUAAAGUUGCAAACUAUUGCCAGGUCAACCCCGACCAGGUCAUCGCUGUUGCCGAUGUUGCAUCCACCUACCUUGUCCCUGUUGUCCUGAAAUCACAAGGGCUGAUCCCCAGCAUGUCUAGUAUCUUGGACCUCCAGUCUCUCGAUACACCACUAGAGCGCAUAGAACGAGGUGCCCGCAGAUGGGCAUCAUGGAAGACUUUGACAGCGCCGCCAAAUCACCCCAAAGCCGUGACCAUUGCAUUGGUUGGAAAAUACACGCGCUCCCUCGACGCCUACAUGUCUCUAGUCAAAGCUUUGCAGCACGCCACUAUGGCCUACAAGCGUAAGCUUGACCUCGUCCUCGUCGACGCCUCGCAUUUGGAAUCUCCACUCGCCAGCACGUCACCGUCCAAGACCGCCGAGUACGAAUCUGCGUGGCGCAAAGUCUGCGAGGCUCAGGGCAUCCUUGUGCCAGGCGGCUUCGGCGCCAGAGGAUCCGAGGGCAUGAUCGAGGCCGCUAAAUAUGCUCGCGAGAAUAAAAUACCAUUCUUGGGGAUUUGCCUGGGCAUGCAGAUAGCCGUCAUCGACUUCGCGCGCAACGUAUGUGGCCUCUCAGGAGCUAACUCAGUCGAGCUGGACCCGGAGACUCUAAGUCCUGUCAUAAUAAAUAUGCCUGAGCUCGACUAUUCGAAACUUGGUGGCACGAUGCGGUUAGGUGAGCGAUUGACGCAUUUUCAGCCCAGCAGUGGCGCGUGGAGCAAGGCCCGUGCAGUAUAUACCAGCUGUAAUCCCCAACAAACAUGCGACCAUAACAGUGAUGAACUGGUGAUCCGAGAGCGCCAUCGUCACCGCUACGAAGUGAAUCCGUCCUACAUCGAGACACUCGCCAGACAUGGGCUAGAAUUUGUCGGAAAGGAUGAGACUGGCGAGCGCAUGGAGAUCCUGGAGCUACGUGAUCAUCCCUGGUUCGUGGGCGUCCAGUUCCACCCGGAGUACCAGAGUAAGGUUCUUGAUCCCAGCAAGUCAAUCAUGGGCUUCGUAGCUGCGAGUGCUGGGUGCCUACAAUAGGUAAAGAUGCGAGUAGAGAAGCGGGUUUGAAAGCGAUUCAUGAUUUACGGAACUACGUAUUAGAGCUCAAUAAUAGUUUUUUGCCGGCUAGACCUAGAUAGUGAGAAGUUGACGUAAAGGCUAAUAAAUACCGAUGUUUCAUCCUUCA
Xylaria bambusicola is the source of this 2031-nucleotide messenger RNA. RefSeq names its product CTP synthase. Bases 159 to 1883 code for a protein of 574 amino acids. NCBI's taxonomy places the organism in Eukaryota, Fungi, Ascomycota, Sordariomycetes, Xylariales, Xylariaceae. Gene Ontology annotation, cellular component: cytoophidium; cytoplasm. The transcript has 5 exons. Gene Ontology annotation, biological process: CTP biosynthetic process; pyrimidine nucleobase biosynthetic process. Gene Ontology annotation, molecular function: identical protein binding; CTP synthase activity. The record is from RefSeq and is a predicted model, not a curated record.